Messenger RNA from Pseudo-nitzschia multistriata, 1371 nucleotides. NCBI's taxonomy places the organism in Eukaryota, Bacillariophyta, Bacillariophyceae, Bacillariales, Bacillariaceae. The record is from the annotation of a GenBank genome assembly.
UAGAAAUCCAAGAAGAUUCAAGAAGACGUGUUAGUCGAAAGAGUCGUUGCAGUUCACGUCUUCGUUGACAAGUUGAUGCGUUUCCGCCACACAAAUAAUUUUGAUAGAUUUCCAAAAUACAGUAAUCAAGAAUACAAGGAAAACAGUGGGAACACGUGUACUUCGUUUCUCGGGUCUCGUAGUUUCGAACGCUUGUUUGUCUUUCUUCUUGCAGUUCAUCAUCGGUCGCUUCCHGUGGACACAUGCCCUCACCAUAGAUCAGAGCACAACGUAUUAUCAUCCUCAGUUGAAUGAAGUUUAUAAACCGAAGCUCAUACUUCAGCAUAGUAACCACCGCAACUAUCAUAGCAAUGAUCGCCUCUAGAAGAACAGCUUCGUCACUUUUAAGAGUUGCCACGACCACGACGAGAAWAGCAUCGCCCACAGUAUCCCGAACCGCUGGACAUACCGUGGCAUCGCARUAUAUCGCUGGAAAUUCAAUCUGGUUGAAUGAUUUACAACAACAGCAACACACRCAACGACGGACUUUCUUCAGCCAGAUCAUGGGAAUGUUUUCAGGAAACUCCAYCCCAGCACCGGAGGACGUCACCCCAGAAUAUUUGCUGGAAUCGUUCGGAGGAAGUGAUGAUUUGGUAGGAAAUUCCAUUCCUGAGGCGAUGCACGCUCUCUACGAAGCUGACGCUGUUUGUUUUGAUGUGGACAGCACAGUAAUAAAYGAGGAGGGAAUUGAUGUGUUGGCYGACUUUUUGGGCAAGGGUGACGAAGUUGCCAAAUUAACGGCUGCCGCUAUGGAGGGCGGCAUGAAAUUCGAGGAUGCGUUGAAGGCACGAUUGGAUUUGCUGGAACCUUCUAGAAAAGAAAUCCUUGAUUGUUUGGAGGCUCAUCCUCUGGAGUUGACUCCCGGUAUCCAAACCUUGGUGGAGACCUUGCACGCAAAGAACGUUGAUGUGUUUUUGGUCAGCGGGGGAUUCCGCAUCAUGAUCGAACCGCUCGCAGAAAUUCUUAGCAUUCCGAUCGAAAACAUCGUCGCCAAUACUAUUAACUUUGAGUAUGGCACAGAAGGGAAGUACGCGGGUUUCGAUUCCAACGAACCUACCUCGCAGGAUAUGGGAAAACCCAAAGCCCUUGAGCAACUGAAAGAAAAGCAUUCCUACGAGAAAAUGGUUAUGGUCGGUGACGGCGCUACAGACGCCCAGGCAAAGCCACCAGCUAAAGCAUUUGUUGGUUUCGGGGGAGUCGUYGAACGGGAAGCCGUCAAGAAUCAAUCGGAUUGGUUCGUUAAGGACUUUUCGGACAUGACGAAAAUUGUAGCUAUGAGACAAUAAUUUAUGUUACGACGAGUAUUAGGACAACUAAAUCAUUGGCAUUUAG